Messenger RNA from Halichondria panicea, 1532 nucleotides. RefSeq names its product zinc finger protein ubi-d4 B-like. The record is from RefSeq and is a predicted model, not a curated record. Gene Ontology annotation, molecular function: histone H3K4 methyltransferase activity; transcription coactivator activity; histone binding. Bases 154 to 1419 code for a protein of 421 amino acids. Gene Ontology annotation, cellular component: MLL3/4 complex. NCBI's taxonomy places the organism in Eukaryota, Metazoa, Porifera, Demospongiae, Suberitida, Halichondriidae. Gene Ontology annotation, biological process: positive regulation of transcription by RNA polymerase II. The transcript has 7 exons.
UGUUCCAAUUAAACAAAAACCUGUACGGCCCGGUUGAAAAAUUGAAAAGGAACAAAGGGACGUCGCAUUUUUAUCCAGCCGGCCGUGCUGCAAGCUUUAAUUGUCAUGUUGCGUGUGUCUGUUCUAGACGACUAAUUGGUGCCUGUGAGAGAGAUGACUACAACUGUGGAGCCGCUGGACGUCAAGAAGUGGCAUACAAGUGCCUUCUAUCGUGAGGCUGUUGACAGUGUCGUCUUAUACAACUCUCAGUUGGUCCGAGAUGCCAAGACAAGGCUGCCCUAUGUAGACGCUCAGACUGGGAUAGCUCAGAGCCGCUCUCAUCUAUUACACAGUCGGCUGAAUCGUAAACGAGGGUUGCUUCCCGGGCAAGUGUUCUCUUACCCUCAGCGGAGGUGGCGUAGGGAGACACGACCUGUGCCUCCUGUGAAGAGAGAGCUCCCCCAGGGUGCGGAGGUGCUGACCAAUGGUGGAGGAGCGUUGGCAGGAGGUGGUCUCAUUCAGACGCUGGAAGGGGGUGUGGUCACUAAGAGGAGCUCUAGGAUUGCCGGCAUGAGUCGACCAGCUGGAAUCAGCGAAGGAGGGCUGGUGGUUCCUGUGGUGGGUGGCCUGCGUAGUGGUGGGAGCAGUGUGGUGGGGGGAAUAGUGAGGGAGGUCUCCAUAGGGAGUGAGGUGAUAGAGGAAGAGGAAUCACCUGACUUGGAUGCUGAUUACCUGGACGACUAUGACUCUGAUUUAGAGGAGAGGAGAUCGAGUCGUCGUAAGAGGCGCCCCCCUGCUCGUACCCGAACCCUCCCGGCAGUAGUGACCCCCAGAGCCACUCGAGGGGUUGACAGUGGAGACAAGCCUUUCCUCUGUUCAAUUUGUAAUCGCCGCUACAAGACGUCUGCCUCCCUCAAGGCCCACUGCACACAGUACCAUGCUGGAGAGACUGCCCCUCCCCCUGUACUGGCUCCUCCCCCCAUCCCUAUGACACGUCUGCCCACCCCCCCUGAGCCAACUGGCCCCUCUGUACCUCCAGAAUCCCGUCUGGCGGUACCCCUUCCCCCACCCCCCAAUCUACGAGGGAAAGAGAAUGCUAAACCAAAUCCUUACUGUGAUUUUUGUCUGGGAGACAGUGGCAAGAACAACAAGACACUCACCAAUGAAAGCAUGGUCUCUUGUGCUAACUGUGGCAGAUCAGCCCACCCUUCGUGUAUGCAGUUCUCUCCUGCUCUGGCUGUCAUAGUCCAUACCUACCGCUGGCAGUGCAUAGAGUGCAAGUCAUGUCAUUUCUGUGGCACCUCUGAGAAUGAUGAUCAGCUCUUGUUCUGUGAUGACUGUGAUCGAGGCUUCCACAUGUAUUGCAUGAAACCUCCCAUCAAAGAGCCACCUGAAGGUAACUGGAGCUGUGGAAUGUGCUACAAGCAAAAUAUACUAUGAACUUUCUGAACUUUCUACACUGACUAAUCUGAGUUUGGCCGAUCAAUUUUAUAGUCUAGUCAAUGGUGAUUUAUGUCAUUAUAUUGCUUUGUUGAAAGUUUGUUGAAACAUGG